CUUUUUUUUUUUUUUUUUCUUUUUUAAAUUUUUAAGUGAAUUAAAAUGUUAUCUUGACAAAAUUUUAAUUAAAUAAAUAUUUUUUUUUUUUUUAUAAUCUGCUUCAGAGAGCAUAGAAGAAGUAAAUCAUCAUGCAAUUUCGUGGAGAGACAAGCUUCAAGCUUUUCUGAUUGAUGUCAGAAAAAAUGGAGCUCGGUCAGUCCAUUUUGAUCCAGAACUUAAAUUCUUUCCAACAAUAAUAACAACUCCAAAAAACGCUAAACUUUCUGCAUUAUACAAAGAACAAGGAGAUGUAUAUUAUCAAGAAGGAGAAUAUAUGAUGGCUCACAAAAGAUACACACAAUGUAUUACUCAUGCUCCUGCUGGAAGUGAUUACCUUUCACUUGGUUAUGGUUAUCGGGGAAUUGCAUUAUAUUUCGGUAAUUAUAUGAGUGAUUGUCUGCUUGAUCUUGAACGAGCAUUAAACAAUGGUUGUCCUGAUGGAUUAAAAUCAGAAUUCUUCACGUGGAAAGCAGCUGCCAUGCAAGAACUUGGAAUGAAAAAAUCAUUAAUCAAAAGAGCUCUUUUACAAGCUCAUCAAUGGAUUCCAAAUAUUCAUGAUUAUGAAGAAAAGAUAAGAAUAGAAAGAAGACUAGAAACAAUGAAAUUGUGGAAAACCGACAAGUUGAAGUGUUAUAGUCUUGAUUUUGAAGAUGCUGCAUUACCACCUUUAAAGUCAAAAAAUCGUAUGGUACCUGGAUUAUCCAAGUCAGUUGAAUUGAAAUGUUCGCUAAAAUAUGGAAGACAUGUUGUUGCGACUCGAGAUAUUGGAGCUGGUGAUAUUAUUGGCAUUCAAAAGCCAUACGCCAGUGUUGUCAAGAUGAAUAUGAGGUACAAUAUAUGCUGGCAUUGUAAAAAACAAACUUGGGCUAGUGUAGCAUGUAAUAGUUGUAGCCAAGUUGUAUUUUGCUCAGAUGAUUGUAAAAAACAAGCACAAGAUAAUUAUCAUGAUAUUGAGUGUCGUGUUUUGAGCCAAAUAAUGGCUUUUGGUGUGUGUGAAUACGUUUAUGUUGCAUUAAGACUUGUCAUCAUGGCAUUUAAACAAUCCAAAAAUUCAUUUGUUCAAUUAAAGGAAACUACCGAUAAAAUUGAUAAAUCAGAAGAUGUACUCACGUGGGGUUUCAUCAAAGGCAAACUUGAUCCAACAAAAUUUGAAAGUGUUUAUGGUUUGUGUGAUCCAUCAUCACCAUCAACAAUGGCAGAUCAACGAUAUUCUACAUUUGAGGAUGCUAUUAUAAUGUCAUAUUAUCUUGGUCAGAGAAUUAAACUUUUUCAAGAGGAUCGUCCAAUUGAGUUAUUGCCUUUUGUAAGGAUUCAAAAAGAUUUCGUUUCUAUUGUUGACAGAUUUCUAACACUAGCACAAUUUAAUUCAUUCAAUUAUUCAGUAUUAUCAACUAAUAAAGGUGUACCAAUGGCAUCAUUAAUAGUACCAAGUUUUAGCUUUUUUAAUCACAGUUGUUGUUCAAAUAUAAUACGUACUUAUCGUGAUGGAAAUUUAGCUAUUAUAGCCAUACGCCCAAUUAAAACGGGUGAACAAGUAUUUGAUAAUUAUGGUGCAUAUUGGUUUUUGCAAAGUAGAGAAGAUCGUCAAAAACAAUUACAACGUUUUCAAUUUACAUGUGAUUGUCAAGCUUGUGAAGAAAAUUGGUCAAUACCUGAAGACCUUGAGGCAGUCGAGAUAGUUGAGAAUAAAAGCUUUACUCAUGGUGGUCCAUACAUGAAUAAAGAACUUUUAGGAAUAAUUGAAAAAUAUGUCACAGUCUGUAAAACUGCUUUUAAUUAUAUUCGAGUGAAUAAUGGACAAUUUCCUAGUGCCAAACUUAUUGCUGAUUUUACAAAAUUUCUUAACAAAGAAUAUAAAAAUUAUAAUAAUCAAUCAUAUGAAGUUUUUAAAGUUGGAAGAUACAUUGAGGAAUUGUAUGUGAUAUCACAAAAUAUCUUUUUCUAUUUACCUGGUGAAAUUGGUUAUUCACCACUUGAAUAAGUUUGUAAAUAUUUUUUUUUUUUUUUAAAUUUAAUUUGACGAUGAAAUUUCAAUUCAAUAGACUAUUUUGUAUUGUAUAUUUUCAAGGUCUAAUUUAUACACAUAUUGUAUGUUUUCAUUUUCAAAUUAUUUUCCAUUAAUUUGUAUGAGGAAAACAGCUUUUAAAUUUCUUAAAAUACAAUGUUUUUUUUUUUUUUCUAUUUUAUAAUUGUAAUGAGUAUUUAUAUACAAUUUUAAUUUAUUAUUUUAAUAUUAAUUUUUGACUCGAAAAAAUAUUAUGUUUGAAACACAAUAUUAUUUGAAUUUAAUUAUUUAAUUCAAAAAAAAAUUAAUUAAUAAUGUAAAAUAAAAAUAACAUAAAUUUUUGUAAAAUUAAUUAAGUAUUUGUCUCAAUAAAUAACAAAUUUUUCAAUCAUUAUUUGAAAAUUAACAUAAUAAAAAAAA
Molecule: messenger RNA, 2467 nt
Organism: Aphidius gifuensis
Lineage: Eukaryota; Metazoa; Arthropoda; Insecta; Hymenoptera; Braconidae
Product: SET and MYND domain-containing protein 4-like
Exons: 2
Coding region: 317-2023 (568 amino acids)
Molecular function (GO): protein binding
Source: RefSeq, a predicted model, not a curated record